AUGCCCGAUCUCCCCUUCGCCCCAUUCCUCCGCGAGCUCGCCCAGCCCGUCGGCAACCUCCUCCACCUCCCCCACUUCCCCCAGCACUUCCCCGCCCUCGUCUACGCUAUGCUCGCCUUCACCGCCCUCCACCUCGUCAUCUCUCCCUUCCUCAGCGCCCGCAUCUUCCCCGUCAGCUACGGAAAGCUCCGCACAAAACGCCAGAUCAACCAGUGGAACAUUCAAGUUGUCUCCCUCCUUCAUGUCUUUAUCGUGCUCCCGCUCGCCGUCAGCUGCUUCUCCUCCGAGACCCUCAAGGCCGAUAAGCUGUGGGGCUGGGACGACCGUGUCGGCACCACCGUCGCUGUCGCAUGCGGCUACUUCCUCUGGGACGCCCUCGACGCGAUCCUCAACUUCGACGACCUCGGUUUUCUCGUCCACGGUGUGUCAUGCUUUACGCUCUACAUGAUGACCUUCCGCCCCUUCCUCGGGUACUUCGCGCCUCGCUUCCUCUCCUGGGAACUGAGCACGAUCUUCCUCAACGUCCACCGCUUCCUCGACAAGACCGGCCACACCGGCUCCACCGCGCAGUGGCUCAACGGCGUCGUCCUCCUCUCUACCUUCUUCUCCGUCCGGAUCGUCUACGGCUGGUACCUCACCGCGGGCUUCCUGCACGCGCUCUUCGCCGCGCGCGCCGAGCUCUCCCCCGUCUACCUCGUCCUCUUCACCGCCGGCAACCUCACGCUCAACACCCUCAACGCCGUCUGGUUCUACAAGAUGGUCUUCGCGGUCCGCAAGCGGUUCGACAAGGAGGCGAAGCCGCUCCGCGACUCGGACGCGCCGAACGGCACCGCUGCCCCCACCCCCGCCGCGAGCAACGGCUCCGUGCACUGA
Molecule: messenger RNA, 873 nt
Organism: Epithele typhae
Lineage: Eukaryota; Fungi; Basidiomycota; Agaricomycetes; Polyporales; Epitheliaceae
Product: DUF887-domain-containing protein
Exons: 7
Coding region: 1-873 (290 amino acids)
Biological process (GO): lipid homeostasis
Cellular component (GO): membrane; endoplasmic reticulum
Source: RefSeq, a predicted model, not a curated record